This is a messenger RNA of Gopherus evgoodei (Goodes thornscrub tortoise), 3043 nucleotides long. Its product is annotated as histone H2A type 2-C-like. The transcript has a single exon. The record is from RefSeq and is a predicted model, not a curated record. NCBI's taxonomy places the organism in Eukaryota, Metazoa, Chordata, Testudines, Testudinidae. Gene Ontology annotation, molecular function: DNA binding; structural constituent of chromatin; protein heterodimerization activity. Bases 1486 to 1773 code for a protein of 95 amino acids. Gene Ontology annotation, cellular component: nucleosome.
UAGCAUGUCUGGCUCAACAAGACAGGGUUUUGGAGUCCCAAGCCAUCAGAGAAAAUGGGCUCAGAGAUCUCUUGCGGCCUCAAGGUAAUUUCACUGUCUAUGCUGAUGAUGACUCUUCUAUGUUGCUCUUAAAUUACAUAUGGUAGCUUCCAUAAUAAUGAAGGUCCUCUCCCAGCUGGUUUCUGACUCAGAUUUGGUUUAUGCUAAUAUUCAUAGUGGGGCUGGAAAUACUGAAUACAGGGGGUAACAGUGAUGACACUUUUAUCAGGGGCAGAUCAUUACAACUGGUCUGAAGUUAGGGUCUCUGUUUGCUCCAACUUGAGGUGCUGAGCCUGUUUAGUGGUUCUCUUUUAGGGCCAGAUUGUGAUAGCCUUACACCUGGAGAAGUCCUACUGAAGUCAAUUGGACUACUGGUGUAGUUAGAUAUUUUUCAUUUUGUCUAAUGGUAUCACAAACUGUUCCUCAGAGACUGAUAGACCAUAUUAGAUUCCAAAACAUACAAAGGGAUUAUGUUGUCUAGCCUUGACCAGUGUAAAACAUAACCUGGAUUAUUUGUUUCCAGAUUAACAUAUUCUUGAUUUAUAUUAAAAAAAAAAAUUCCAAUCCCACCACAUUUUGUCACUGUGAUGGUGGCAAAUAUUGAUUUAACUCCCUUCCUUCCUCAAAGAAAAGUAUCUGAAUUUCUUGUUUAGCUUUUUUUGACAAACUAAUCACUUUUCUGGGUAUUCUAACUAAAUCUGUGACAAGCUAAACACACUUUACUCAGAAUUAUUCACAUUCCUAAAAAGAUAUACAUUAUUACUAUUGAAGACAAACUGUUUACAUUUCUUCUAAAUAGCUGUACAUUUUUGGUACCGAAGAAUGGCUACUGAGCUUUCCUCAGAGUGAUAGUAUUUUGACUGUGUACAUUUUUGAUAGCAUUAUUCUAUUUUUUGGGGCUGAAAAUAUCUCUGUAGCUGUGAAAUUAUACUUGGAUAUUUUGGUAAGAUGUUAUAAAGACAUAGGGGCAAGCAAAAAACUAAAUAAAAGUAUCUCAUUUAUGGCAAGAUUCAUUAUGGAAAAAAAAAUUCUCCUCUUCUCCUUUUAAUCAUGCUUGAAUCAAUUAUUUUAUAGUUAACUAAAUAUCCCACACCACACCGAUGUGGAAAGACUAGUUAUUAUUUCUGCAGCCAGAAAAACGUUAAAAUAUUCUAGAACACACGUACUCAAAGUACAUGCUGUAAAAGAAAAUCCUCACGUUGACAAAGACAGAAAUAUAGCUCGAGCAAGACAAUCUCUGGGAAAUGCAAAAGCGAAGGCGGCGUGCAGGGAGGAAAGGUGAAACUAGAGACACUACUGUUUAGCCAUUGGUCAGCUUCAGAUCCGCAUCACCAUUGGUUGACCAGACCAUGUUCAUUUUUUAGCCAAUCACAACUGCUUUUACGCGGUCAGGGUAGCAUUAGGAGAGCCUGUGUGUAGUACGCUGUCUUUAGAGAACGAAUUACGAUGUCAGGCCGGGGAAAGCAGGGAGGAAACGCGAGGGUUAAGGCAAAGUCUCGCUCCUCGCAGGCUGGAUUGCAGUUCCCGGUGGGCCGUGUGCACCGGCUGCUCCGCAAAGGUAAUUACGCUGAGCGGGUGGGGGCUGGAGCUCCGGUCUAUAUGGCCGCGGUGCUGGAGUAUCUGACCGCUGAGAUUCUGGAGUUAGCUGGCAACGCUGCUCGGGACAACAAGAAAACCAGGAUCAUCCCCCGUCACCUGCAGCUCGCCAUCCGUAACGACGAGGAGCUCAAUUAGUUGCUGGGGAAAGUGACGAUCGCGCAAGGGGGUGUCCUGCCUACUGUCCAGGCCGUGCUGCUGCCCAAGAAAACCGAGUCAUAAGGUCAAAAGCAAAUGAAACUGACCAAGAAAAAAGAUGAACACUUCAACUUCAGCGCUAACCCAAAGGUUCUUUUCAGAGCCAUCUACACUGUCAUGGAAAGAGCUGCAUGUCACUAGCAAAUAGGGCUGCUCCUUGUGUUUUAAAUAGAAAAUUCCCCCCCCAUUUACUAUGGGUUGCCAAAAAGCAUUUAUUAGUAAUCACCCCAUUCAUUUUUCAGGGGUAAUGGAAGCCCCUUUGGGGGAUGGGAAACUAGGUGUCAAGCCUUUGUUUUUCCAAAUUCCAUAAAUAUCGAUGGGGUCAAACAGAUUAUAAACAGUGUGUGUGUGUGUAUAUAUAUAUAUAUAUAUAUAUAUAUAUAUAAAAUCAAUCAUAGUAUUUAUUUUUCUCGUUGGUUUACUAAUUCGAUAGAAACAAGUGAUUAUGGUGCAUUCAAUGUUCAAUCCAUCCUGUUUGACUAACUUUUUAAAUAUUGCUGUGACAAAAAAUAUAUCUACAAUUUCACCCAAGUUCUCAUCUGCCCUGUGUUUUUUUUUAUGCUCAUGUUUAAGGAACUGUUUCCCAAAUAUUGAUUGGUCCAUUUGAAUCCAAAAUAGUGAAACCAUAAUUCCCUUAAAAGGGGGUCUCAAAUUCCUCAGGUACAUAGAACAGUUUUUAACAAGUUUAAUUUCAAACAUAUGUAACACAUACUGUUUAACCCAUUCCCUCAGUAGUCUGGAUUCAUUAAAGUUUGUGGGAGAUCAGGGACGAAAUCUCUUGUUAUAUCAAAUUAACUAUUUAUGAUUAGAUGUUGCAUAUGAAACUGGUCUGUGGGUUCAAAAAUGUCAAAAUCAAAGGAUAGUAACAGGAAAAAAUACCUUUUAAAAUGGCAACUCUUGAUUUACAAUCUAAUCUUCUAAUAUAGUACCAUUAGGAAUUACUUGUAACAACACAAGGUAAAACCUUGCCAAUUAUGAGAGAGCUCUGCAUUUGAUUUAAUAGUAAGGGAAUGUUUUCUUCUGUUUCUUUCCCUGUGUGUGUUAACAUUAUUGUAUCAUCUUGUUCUCAAAGUUUGCAUCAAGCCUUUCUAUCUUAAAUAGUGAUGGGUUUAUAUUAAUAAGGAACUAAUUGAACAAUGUGUAAUAUGCAAUGUUCUAGUCUUGGAGCAGUGGUUCUUAGACUUUUGUACUGGUGACCCCUUUCACACAG